UAAAUCAACAGUCAACAGUUCGCUAAUCUCAAAGUUCAUCUUUCGUCUCCUCUGUUUUCGCUUCUCAAUAAACAAACAAAAAAACUCAUUCUCAAGAGAGAAAAAAAAAGAAAGUAGAAAAAAAUCUUGUUCCGCACUCUUUGCUUGUCUUGUAUCCAAUGUACGUUAGCUCGAGAACUGAUCAGAGAUAACAAUGGCAAAGUGUCACCGGAACAACAUCGGAUCUCUCAUUCACGACCCUCCUCCCACCACUUCCUCCGGCUACCACUUCCGCCUCUGGAGCACCUUCUCAAGAUCCGCAUUCAGAAGAAAGAUCCUAAACGCCGUUAGCUGCGGCGGGAGCUCGCGUUACCGUCACGAGCUCCGAGAAGAGGAGAAAGAAGAAAGAAGCUACGUCACGGUGACGACGGAGAAGAAGUCAACGGUCAAAGCCAAUACGAUCGCCGCGGCGUUGAAUGGCGCAGCGUUCGAGGAGAAAGCGAAGAAGUCGGAGAAGCUCUGCGAUCUGCUGAAUCUUGCGGAGGUGGAAGCUGACGUGGAGACGAAGUGGAAGGAAGAAGCGCUCGACGCGUUGAAGCGCGUGGUCAGAGAGCUGCAGGCUGUGGCAGCGCGUGGAGUUGACGACGGCGGAGAAUGUCGGAAGAAAGUAGCGGCGGCGAGCGAGGUGCGGUUGCUGGCGAAGGAGGAUCCGGAGGCGAGGGUGACGCUGGCGAUGCUCGGCGCGAUCCCGCCGCUGGUUAGCAUGAUCGACGACGAGUCGCGAACCGCAGACGCUCAGAUCGCUUCGCUGUACGCUCUGCUCAAUCUAGGCAUCGGUAACGACGCGAACAAAGCAGCUAUUGUAAAAGCAGGUGCAGUUCACAAAAUGCUGAAGCUAAUCGAGUCUCCAAACACACCUGACCAAUCUAUCGCAGAAGCUGUGGUAGCUAACUUCCUAGGAUUAAGUGCUCUAGACUCAAACAAACCAAUAAUUGGUUCUUCAGGAGCAAUCAUCUUCCUAGUGAAAACUCUUCAGAACUUGGACGAAACAAGCAGCUCACAAGCUAGAGAAGACGCGUUAAGAGCUCUCUACAACCUCUCAAUCUACCAGCCAAACGUUUCAUUCAUCCUCGAAACCGAUCUAGUCACGUUUCUCUUGAACACACUGGGAGAUAUGGAAGUGAGCGAGAGGAUCCUCGCUAUCUUAAGCAAUAUAGUGGCAGUUCCAGAAGGAAGGAAAGCGAUCAGUUCAGUAUGCGACGCGUUUCCGGUUCUGGUCGAUGUGCUGAACUGGACCGACUCUCCCGGGUGCCAAGAGAAGGCCACUUACAUACUAAUGUUGAUGGCUCACAAAGGAUAUGGAGAUAGACAAGCAAUGAUUGAGGCGGGAAUCGAAUCCUCGUUGCUAGAGUUGACCCUUUUGGGAAGUGCAUUGUCUCAGAAGAGGGCAUCGAGGAUAUUAGAGUGUCUUAGAGUAGACAAAGGGAAGCAAGUCUUGGAUAGUACCGGAUCAUGCGGAGCCUUAUCCGCACCGAUCUAUGGGACUAGAGGUAACGGUUUGGACCAUGAGGAAAGCGACUUGAUGAUGAGCGAAGAGAGGAAAGCAGUGAAGCAGUUAGUGCAACAGAGUUUACAAAGCAACAUGAAGAGAAUAGCAAAGAGAGCUAAUUUGCCACAAGAGUUUGUUCCUUCAGAGCAUUUUAAAUCACUCUCUAUAAGCUCCACUUCAAAGAGCCUUCCCUUUUGAGAAUUGGCAUCUAUUGUAAAUUCAUGGAAAGUUGGAGGGGAUUGACGUAGUCACUCACAUGCACUUCACCAGUUUAUCAGACAUCAUCGAGACCCCACCCACAUAUCUUGAGUCUUGAAAAAUUACCAAAGUGCCAACCUAGAGUGUCGGUCAUUUUCUUUUUCUAAAGUAUGGCUCGGUCCACUCUUGCCUAUGCUUUUUUUUUUUUUUUCCAUCUAGUAUUUUUAUUAAUGGGUCGAAGCCCAAAAAACUACUUCAAACAAAAACACAAACCCCACUACAAGGACAAAGUAAAACCCGACAUAAAGGGUCCACGAUAAACGGGCCUAAAGCCCAAACUCUACCAACCGAACGGCGCCUCCGAGCCACACAUCCAAAAAACUCGCAUGCUCGCCCACGUGUUAACAUCUACCCAACCAACCGAAACACGUGUUUGAACCUCAAACAACGAGGAAAAAACACGCGUCACGAGAACUUCCACGUCUCUCUACCAAAGAAGAACGCCGGAGCAAAUACCGACGAUUCACAGGAACCCACCGGAACAGGAACCACCGCAAUCCCUUCAUCUUCUGAUUCUCCUUGCGACGGAGAGCAUCAUCGAACCUAUUCGAGAUCUCAUCCGCAGAGACAGCAACCACCAAACAACUCAUACAUCUUCGUUACCAAAUCUCCAACCCUUGGAGAACCUCAAUCGAUCUU
Molecule: messenger RNA, 2425 nt
Organism: Brassica napus (rape)
Lineage: Eukaryota; Viridiplantae; Streptophyta; Magnoliopsida; Brassicales; Brassicaceae
Product: U-box domain-containing protein 14-like
Exons: 3
Coding region: 194-1726 (510 amino acids)
Molecular function (GO): protein binding
Source: RefSeq, a predicted model, not a curated record